This is a messenger RNA of Trifolium pratense (red clover), 2432 nucleotides long. RefSeq names its product pentatricopeptide repeat-containing protein At1g09820. The record is from RefSeq and is a predicted model, not a curated record. The transcript is spliced from 2 exons. Gene Ontology annotation, molecular function: protein binding. NCBI's taxonomy places the organism in Eukaryota, Viridiplantae, Streptophyta, Magnoliopsida, Fabales, Fabaceae. Bases 487 to 2238 code for a protein of 583 amino acids.
GAUAUCUUUAUUUCCAUGUCUCCCCACCACUUUAUCACCUACUUUGAUUUUAUGUUUCUUUGAAAUAUAUAUUUGAAUUGUUUCUCGAUUAUAGUUAGAACCUUCUUUUUGGUGGAUCCAUCUCACAUCAAUAACUCGCCCCUACCACCUAUAGGUAAUUCGUUCGCCAUUUGGGGCGUUGAUAUACCCACUAAAAUAUCGCUCAUUUCUACCCAAGAUCCCAUAAUCACAAUUCCAUUUUUGUAUUCUACCUGCGAAAUUCUAUUAGUGAUUCUUUCGAAGCUCGGAUUCAUUUAUAAAAAAAUAAAAACUCGAUUCAUUUAUAAAAAAAGAAAAGAAGAAGUUCUGAUUCUUCUUCCUCUGCAUUCCCUCUUCUCUUCCUUCACAGCGCUCAACUGCAAACACCAUCGCCAUUGGAGAUUGAAUUGCGUCACAGCAUUACUCCUCUUCGCACCACGAUUCAAGGGAAGGAUACUAGGAGGAGCAAUGACUACUGAUAAACUCACUCGAUCCAUACAAGGUCCAAUUUUGCAUUCGUUUAACAUAUCGACGAUUUCGGAGUUGUUGAGUAAACAGCACUGGUCAGUGCUCAAACCUCAUCUAAGAGUGACAAAACCUGCAACAUUUCUAGACCAAUUGCUUAAUGCUGGAGUUGAUUCAGAGCUUGUUUUUAGGUUCUUUAAUUGGUCUCAGAAAGAGUUCAGAUUUUCAUAUGGUCUUGAAGAAAAUGCCAAGGUUUUGCAUUUUCUAGCAAAUUCAAAAAGGUAUUCUAAAGUUAGGUCUUUUUUGGAUAGUUUUGUUAAAUAUAAGAAACAUACAGUUUCUUCUGUUUUUCACUCCCUUUUGUUGGGCGGUGGUCGAUCAGGUGCUACUGCUCUGAUAAUUGAUAUGUUGUUGUUAGCAUAUGUGAGAAAUUUAGAGUUGCAUUGUGCUUAUGAAGCGUUUACACGAGCUCAAGAUUAUGGAUUUAAAUUAUCACUGACUUCAUGUAAUCCGCUGUUGAGUGCUCUUGUGAAGGAGAAUAAAAUUGGUGAUGUGGAAUAUGUGUACAAGGAGAUGAUAAAGAGAAGAAUCCAACCUAACCUGUACACAUUUAACAUUUUGAUUAAUGGUCUUUGUAGAGCUGGUAAGUUGAUUAAGGCAGAGGAUGUUAUUGAAGACAUGAAGGCGUGGGGAAUUUCCCCGAACGUAGUUACUUAUAAUACUCUUGUUGAUGGUUAUUGCAAGAGGGGCAGUGCUGGGAAAAUGUACAAAGCUGAAGCUAUUAUGAAGGAAAUGCUUGCUAAUAAAAUUUGUCCAAGUGAAGUUACCUUUAACACUCUUAUUGAUGGGUUUUGUAAGGAAGAGAAUGUAUUGGCUGCAAAGAAGGCUUUUGAAGAGAUGCAAACGCAGGGAUUAAAACCUAAUGUAGUUACUUAUAACUCGCUGAUAAAUGGUCUAUGUAAUAACGGUAAGCUAGAAGAGGCAGUUGAUUUGUGGGAUAAGAUGGUUGACUUUGGUUUGAAACCAAAUAUUGUAACUUAUAAUGCUCUUAUUAAUGGGUUUUGUAAGAAGAAGAUGAUGAAGGAAGCAACAAAAGUUUUCGAUGAUAUAACUAAGCAAGAGUUGGUUCCCAAUGCUAUAACAUUCAAUACUAUGAUUGAUGCAUACUGCAAGGAAGGGAUGAUGGAAGAAGGAUUUGCACUGUGUAGUUCAAUGCUAGAUGAAGGGAUUUGGCCUACUGUUUCAACCUAUAAUUGCUUAAUUGCAGGCUUGUGCAGAAAACGAGACUUACCGGCUGCCAGGGAGCUUCUUAAUGAAAUGGAGAACAAGGGUUUAAAAGGGAAUGUUGUAACAUACAACAUCUUGAUAGACGGUUCGUGCAAAGAUGGUAAAUCAAGAAAUGCAGAAAAACUACUUAAUGAAAUGUUCAACCUCGGUCUGAAACCUAAUCACAUAACAUAUAAUACUUUGAUGGAUGGCUAUUGUAUGGAGGGGAAACUCAAGGCAGCAUUAAAUGUGAGGACGCGUAUGGAGAAAGAACGAAAGCAGCCAAACGUUGUUACUUAUAAUGUGUUGAUUAAAGGGCAUUGUAAAAUUGGCAAGCUAGAGGCUGCAAAUGGUCUUCUUAAUGAGAUGUUGGAAAAGGGUUUGAACCCAAACCGUACUACCUAUGAUGUAGUAAGACUGGAAAUGUUGGAGAAAGGCUUUAUUCCAGAUAUAGAAGGUCACUUGUAUAAUAUCUCUGGCAUGUCUUAACAAGUUGUAAUGAUAGAUGGGAUUUUAGUUAUCAGUAUAUUAAUCUACUGUUUAUAGUAGAGCUUCAUAAAUGAUUCACAAGAUAAAUAUCAACUUGUACAUAUCUUGUUUUUUGCUGCAUUUGUUGCACAAAACUAGAUACACAUCUGUUGUAUUGAGUUUAAUUGUCGGCCAAGUCUAUUAUGCAUACACUA